AUGACACCCCACAGAACAGAAACCUGACCCCAAGCUUCCGAGGACUCCUCUUCGUGCCGCUGGGGGUGGGGAGCGUGGGUGUGGCUACAAUGGUGCUAGGCGCCUGGUUCUGGGGCCGCCGCCACUGCCAGCAAAGGGACUCAGGUAACAGCCCAGGAAAUGCAUUCUACAGCAACGUCCUAUACCGGCCCCGGGAGACCCCAAAGAAGACUGAGGACUCAUCUGGAGACGGGAAGGACCAGAGAGGCCAGAGCAUUUAUUCAACCUCAUUCCCGCAGCCAGUCACCUGCCAGCCCCGCUUGGCGCCCAGACCUUGCCCCAGCCCCAGGCCUGGCCACCCCAUCUCUAAGGUCAGAGUCUCUCCUAGCCCAGGCCCUACUGGGCAGCCAAGGCCAAGAGAGUUCCCCAAACCGGGAGAGAAGUAA
This is a messenger RNA of Cebus imitator (Panamanian white-faced capuchin), 425 nucleotides long. RefSeq names its product transmembrane and immunoglobulin domain-containing protein 2-like. The transcript has 3 exons. The record is from RefSeq and is a predicted model, not a curated record. NCBI's taxonomy places the organism in Eukaryota, Metazoa, Chordata, Mammalia, Primates, Cebidae. The annotation marks the transcript as partial.